Messenger RNA from Vitis vinifera (wine grape), 3662 nucleotides. Its product is annotated as golgin candidate 5. The transcript has 22 exons. Bases 423 to 3359 code for a protein of 978 amino acids. Lineage: Eukaryota; Viridiplantae; Streptophyta; Magnoliopsida; Vitales; Vitaceae. The record is from RefSeq and is a predicted model, not a curated record.
AUUGUCAUCUGACUGAUGCGGUGAUGCCAAACUCACGAUGUAGAUCGCCUUAUGCCGAUCUUCCACCUACAAAUCAUUUCCUCUCCAAACGCUGCGUUUCAUCGAUCUCUAAGUUCAGUGUACCUGUUGUGAGAACUCUUGCUUUUGAUUUGAUGCUGGAGUCUGCUAUAUGUGCACUCCAAAACUUGUAGCUGUAUGGAUCUUGGAAGUGGUUGCUAACUGAAAUUUCAGAUUCGUAUGGAGUUUCAGAUUCAUACACUGCACUGAGCUGGGCAACUAAGGGGAGGAUUAACCUCAAGUCUUUUUUGUAAGAUCUGUUUUUGAGUUUCAUAUAAUUGUGUUGCUGAUCUUGCAUCUGAUAUUGGUUUUUGAUCUGGGAGUUCUGAGUGCUGGAUCAAAUUGUAUUGGUUUGUGGAUAGAGAAUGGCAUGGUUUAGCGGGAAGGUCUCUUUAGGAGGCUUUCCAGAUCUGGCUGGGGCCGUGAAUAAGCUCAGCGAGAGUGUGAAGAAUAUUGAAAAGAAUUUUGAUAGUGCUCUUGGAUUUGAAGAAAAGUCUGAUCCAGGUGGAGAAGUAUCAUCAGGAUUAUGGCCUUCAGCCAUAGCAUUUAUGGGGCAAAAAGGUUCAGAAGGUACUACUGAAUCUUCAGAACAACCUGAAUCUUCAGAACAACCUGAAUCUUCAGAACGACCUGAAUCUUCAGAACGACCUGAAUCUUCAGAACAACCUGAAUCUUCAGAACAACCUGAAUCUUCACAGCUUCCGUCUUCAGCUGGAGAAAAACAAGAGGUGGAGACUGUUGGGUCCACCCAUUCUCCUGCUGAAGAAGCUGCACCGGCCAAAGAAGGGAGAGAACCAGUCCAAAUAGAAAAGGAUCAUGUGCAUCCAGGCAUCUCGGAGGAGGGAACAGAUAUUGUAAUUGCAGACUCCAGAAAGAAUGAGUCUGAUUCACAAUUGGUGUUGGCUGCUCCAUCUGAAUCCACUGUUGAGAGUGUCGAGUCAAUGGAUUCCUCUAAUUACAUCCAACAGGAAGCUAGUUCACACUCUGUGGAAGCCAACUCCCAAGCCGAUGAAAUUGAUCAAGUUGAGGGUAGCAUAAUUAUACCAGAUGAAUCCCAUAAGGUCGCUGAUUUGCAUGAGAGCACAGGUGAGCAGAAGACAGGGGUGAAUGAGAUUGUGGAUAAAAUUUUACCCAUUCAAACUGAAGCAUCAAUUGAUAGCAAGGCUGGGAUUGGGACUGAGCUCUCUGCUUCACAUUCUGCUACUAUUAAGGAAACUGAAAGUGCUGGUGAACUCUCUGAGGAUCACUUACCUACUACACUUCCUUCAUAUGUGGCUUCAGAAACAGUUUCUGAGUUGGUUUCUCAUGAAAAUGAUGUAAUUGCUAAAGCAGUUGAUCCGCAAGCCCAUGAUUACAACACUGACGUUAAGGAAUCAGCAUUUGGCUCAGGAACCAAUGUGUCUGACUCUGUGGAUUCUGCUGUUGAAGUUGAGAAGUUGAAGUUGGAGAUGAAGAUGCUGGAAACUGCACUCCAGGGGGCUGCAAGACAAGCUCAGGCAAAAGCUGAUGAAAUUGCAAAGCUGAUGAAUGAAAAUGAGCAGCUAAAAAUUGUAAAUGAGGAUUUGAAGAGAAAAUCCAAUGAAGCAGAAACUGAGUCUCUGCGAGAGGAAUACCAUCAAAGAGUAGCAGCUCUUGAAAGGAAGGUAUAUGCCCUUACUAAGGAAAGGGAUACACUACGAAGAGAACAUAGCAGAAAAAGUGAUGCUGCUGCCCUUUUGAAAGAAAAAGAUGAAAUAAUCAACCAAGUUAUGGCUGAGGGUGAAGAGCUUUCAAAAAAGCAAGCUGCUCAAGAGUCUCAGAUUAGGAAAUUAAGGGCACAGAUUAGAGAGUUUGAAGAAGAGAAGAAAGGAUUGACAACCAAACUACAGGUGGAAGAGAAUAAGGUGGAGAGUAUUAAGAGGGACAAGGCAGCAACUGAGAAAUUGCUGCAAGAAACAAUUGAAAAACACCAGGCAGAGCUUGCAGCUCAAAAAGAAUACUAUACUAAUGCUUUGACUGCAGCCAAGGAAGCUGAAGCAUUAGCUGAGGCACGGGCUAACAGUGAAGCCAGAACUGAACUAGAAAUUCGUCUAAGAGAAGCUGAGGAACGUGAAGCCAUGCUGGUUCAGGCCCUUGAAGAACUAAGGCAAACGCUAAGUAGAACAGAGCAGCAGGCUGUGUUUAGAGAGGACAGGUUCCGCAGAGACAUUGAGGAUCUUCAAAAGCGUUAUCAAGCUAGUGAACGUCGGUGUGAGGAGUUGAUCACUCAAGUUCCUGAAUCUACUAGGCCUCUUUUGAGGCAGAUUGAAGCUAUGCAGGAGACAACAGCCAGAAGAGCAGAAGCUUGGGCUGCUGUUGAGAGAUCUCUGAACUCUCGACUACAGGAGGCGGAGGCUAAAGCUGCAACUGCUGAGGAAAAAGAGAGAUCUGUAAAUGAACGCUUGUCGCAAACCUUAUCUAGAGUAAAUGUCCUUGAAGCACAGAUUUCAUGUCUUAGAGCAGAACAGACACAGCUGAGUAGGUCUCUAGAAAAGGAGAGACAGAGAGCAGCUGAAAAUAGGCAGGAGUAUCUAGCGGCAAAAGAGGAAGCUGACACUCAUGAAGGCCGUGCAAACCAGCUAGAAGAAGAAAUCAGGGAACUCAGGAAGAAACACAAGCAAGAGUUACAAGAUGCGCUGGCACACAGGGAACUCUUGCAGCAGGAACUUGAACGGGAGAAAAAUACACGUUUGGAUUUGGAAAGGACAGCUCGUCUUCAGUCUUCUGCUGUAUCCAAUCAAACUCCAAACAAAAAGCAGAGUUCUGGUUUUGAAAAUGGAAACUUGACUCGCAAACUUUCAAGUGCUAGCAGUGUAGGCAGCAUGGAGGAAAGCUAUUUUCUGCAAGCCUCUUUAGACCCAUCUGACAGUUUAUCUGAACGGAGAAACCUUGGAGAGGCAACCAUGAGUCCAUACUAUAUGAAGAGCAUGACACCUAGUGCUUUUGAAGCUGCCAUCCGUCAGAAGGAGGGUGAACUUGCCUCAUACAUGUCUCGUUUGGCAUCCAUGGAAGCCAUCCGUGACUCUCUUGCUGAGGAGUUAGUUCAAAUGACAGAGCAGUGUGAGAAAUUGAGGGCAGAAGCUGCCUUUCUGCCUGGCAUCCGGGCAGAGCUAGAAGCACUAAGACGGAGGCAUUCUUCUGCAUUAGAGCUAAUGGGUGAACGUGAUGAGGAGCUGGAAGAACUCCGUGCUGAUAUUGUGGACUUGAAAGAAAUGUAUAGAGAGCAGAUAAACCUGCUUGUGAAUCAGAUUCAGAAAGCAAGUUCAUCAACAGUCACCAUCUGAUAAGUCUACUCCUCACUCUGGCCUAUUCCAGCAAGUCAUGAUAUUUUGAUGGUAUACUUUUCUAGUAUAUGCUGUAAAUUGCUAUCUCAAGAGUGUUUUCUACCAUACAUCAUUCAGAGAUCGCCUUUUUUCCUCUUCAAAGAGAUCGGCAGCGGCCUUAUCAGAAACACAUUUGUCAAACUUUAUGUUGUACUAUAAUAUUGUAUAGCAUGAAUCUCUUUAAGGUUUUGGCAUUCUUAAGCUUGAAAGACUGAGUUUUCCCAUUGGUUUAAUAAUUAAACAAGAAGAUCUCAUUCAGGACGA